UUUUUUUUUUCCUCUUGAUACCUUAUUAGGAUGACUUCUUUAUUAUUAUUACCUUCUGAAAUCAUAGAUUUGAUAUGUAGUUUUUUAUCAAAAAAUGAUUUUCUUACGUGUUUAUGUGUAUCCUCGUCUUGGCAUGACUUCUUUAUUCAUCAUCUUCACAAACACAUUUCUAUUCGUGGAGAUAAACAACUUGAACAAGUAUGUCAAAGUUUACUUCGCCAUGCUCCUCGAUAUCUUGGUCAUUCUGUGCGAACUCUUAGAUUAUCUAUCAAGAAUAUCAAGGACCGUCAUUUAUCUCAAUUGGCUGCCUGGUGCACUCAUAUCGAAACUCUUUUUUUACGAUGGUCUAUUUGGUUUGAAGAAGAAAUCAAAGUAUUACCACUACAAGAAACUGCGGAAGAAAGAGAACUAAAGGAACUACGUUAUACUGAUAUUAUGGCUUCUUUUAUUGGUCCUUUCUUGAACUUAUCUCAACUCACUUUGGACGUUUCUUUUGGUGUACGCGAUAUCAAGAUACCCGACUUUUUACCCUUCCUUCCUCGUCUUACCAUUCUUAUGAUUACUGUUGGUAAUCGUCUCUCUUUUGAUUAUAUAGAACUGAUACAUAAACAAUGUCCUUCUUUACAACGUUUGACUUUACAAGGCCUUUUUAUUGAAAAUAUUCCAGCUAUCACUCCAACAAAACUCUCUUGGUCCGAUAACAACACUUCUUCUACUUCUUCUUCUUCUCCAAUCACUAUUACACCUGCUGAACAUCUCGCUAUUAUCAAAUUGGAAUUUGUUAGUGGUGAUACCGAAUAUUAUUUGGAUUGGAUGAUGUAUUUUGCAAAGAAAUAUCCUAAUCUGAUGUCUUUUGCUUUUCAUCAACAUACAGCCUCUUUAUCGCCAUACUUAGCUUCAGCAACUGGACAACAACUCAAUCAUCCGUUUUAUCAGUAUGUCUUCAGCACUUUAUCUCAACAAUGCCCACAUUUAUCAGCUGCUCACUUGAAAAACAUUCAUAUCAACCCUGAAUUCUUCAAACAGGUUGGCUCAAAAUUAGAUCAUCUUGCUAUUCAUCUACCUGAUACCAGUCCACUUGGCCUUUCAACACAUUCAACCAACACUUCUCCCAAUUUGUAUUACUUUUCAAGUUUAUUUCAACACACGGAAAUGCAGCAACAUUUAUCCUCUCUUCGUUUAUCUCUACCAGUAAAGGAUAAUACCAAUACUCCUCUUUUACCCAAUCAAAUUGUUACUCAACUACAUCACUUUCAUCAUCUUGCCUCUCUUACCAUUCAUUGGAGUCAAUCAUUGGCUUGUUUUCAUCUGGAUUCGCUUUUGUCUUCACUCCCUCAACUGAUGAAUCUUACUCUGGUCUCCAUGAAAGUAGGCCUACUUCAACAACAAGAAUCAACUUUGGACAAACGUCAUCCGUUGCAAUCAUUGACAUUGUGGAGCGUCAUCAUGAUAGAUCCUCAUCAUUUAUUCAACUGGAUCAACUCUUAUGUGGAUUUAUCUCAUCUCAAACUGACACAUUCUUGUCGAUCUAUAUCAUCUUUGGACCACGACAAACAAAUUCCCAACAAUAUCUGGUUACCCGAUACCCGUUUGAAAACAUUUUCAAUUCAUGAACGAUAUCAUCAAUCGAACCCGAUUCGACUAUAUAUGUUACAUCAAACCGCAGUUCGUACAGGAAAACAACAGGAUGAUUACAGGCCUCGAUUUAGUCAUCUAACUGAUCAACAUGACAAUAAAGACGACAAGUUUGCUUGGUAUUUUUUGAAGUACUUUGACAAUGAAACAGCAUCUUCAAGUCAACUGGUGCAAUUGGAUGCAGAUCAAAACUUUGAAUGGGUAGUGCCUUUUUAUCAAGUCAAGAAAAAUUGCCCCUGGUAUGCCGAUUUAUGCGAUAUUGCUGAUGAUGUUUACAAGAAGCACAACCUCGAACAUGACCUGGUGGAUGACAUUGAUGGAAUUGACUAUAUGAAUAUAGUAUGCCGUUCGAUUACAUACUUGAAAAUUAAUGAUGAAAGAAUAUCUUUUUUUAAUUAAUUAGUUAGUUAGUUUAAUCUUUAUUCUUAUUUGAAAUAAACCAUGACACUUUUUUUUU
Halteromyces radiatus is the source of this 2092-nucleotide messenger RNA. RefSeq lists its product as uncharacterized. Lineage: Eukaryota; Fungi; Mucoromycota; Mucoromycetes; Mucorales; Cunninghamellaceae. The annotation marks the transcript as partial. Gene Ontology annotation, molecular function: protein binding. The transcript has a single exon. The record is from RefSeq and is a predicted model, not a curated record.